Messenger RNA from Clunio marinus, 4219 nucleotides. The record is from the annotation of a GenBank genome assembly. NCBI's taxonomy places the organism in Eukaryota, Metazoa, Arthropoda, Insecta, Diptera, Chironomidae.
ACUGUUUGUUUACUUCGCUUGUUGGCACGCGGUGAAAUUAAUUUUCAGUUUUAUUAAAUAUUUACAGUGGGAUAAGAUGCCCAAAGAACAAUUUCGUGAAGCUGACGUAAUAAAAAAGAUAUCACAUGUGUCGUUUUGCAUUGACUCUGCACAGGAAAUUCAACAGACGAGUCAUUUACAAGUGAAACAAAAAAGCCUUUAUAAUCAAGAUCAAGACGCACCAACUAGAACUCCUGUUCAACAUGGAGUUCUGGAUCGUCGAAUGGGUGUCAGUCAAAAAGGCACAAAAUGUGAAACGUGUAAUCAAGGAUUAAACGAAUGUGUUGGUCAUUUCGGUUAUCUGGAUCUUGCUCUUCCGGUGUUUCAUGUUGGUCACUUUCGAGCAACUGUGACAAUCCUUCAAACAAUCUGUAAAUAUUGUUCACGAGUUAUGCUAAAGCCAGAAGAUGCAAAAAUGUUCAGUAAACGACUGAUGAAUCCAAAUUUAUCUUAUCUAGCAAAGAAAUCAAUUCACCAACAAGUUUUAAAGAAAGCUAAGAAAAAUACAAAAUGUCCUCACUGUCAAUCUACAAAUGGUGCAGUAAAGAAAGGAGCCGGUUUGAUGAAAAUUGUUCACGAACCAUUGAGAGGAAAAAAGAAAACUGAUCCACUUGUGACCAACGCUCUUGAAGAAUUAUUAGCUGCUUCAGAAGGCAACAAAGAAAUGUAUCAAGCAGUGGGACCACCAUCGCUUAUUCAAGAACUGAAUCCUAUUCAAGUGUUGAGUUUAUUUAAGAACAUCCCAAAACGUGACAUUCCUUUAUUGGGGAUGACAGCAAUUGAUUCCGAUCCAUGUAACUUAAUUGUGACGAGAGUUUAUGUUCCUCCAGCUUGCAUCCGACCAUCAGUGGUGUCAGAAAUCAAAUCUGGAACAACUGAAGACGAUUUGACGAUGAAACAAAGUGAAAUUCUUCUUAUUAACGAUGUGAUUGCAAAGCAUAUGACUUCAGGGGGAAAAAUUGAACUAAUUCAAGAAGAUUGGGAUUUUCUUCAACUUCAUUGCGCUUUAUAUUUCAACAGUGAAGUUUCGGGGGUUCCACUCAACAUGAUGCCGAAGAAAGCAACACGAGGAAUUGUUCAACGGUUGAAAGGUAAACAAGGAAGAUUUCGGGGAAAUUUAUCAGGCAAACGUGUUGAUUUCUCUGCUCGUACUGUCAUUUCACCUGAUCCCAAUCUCAUGAUUCAUCAAGUUGGCGUUCCUGAUCGUGUUGCAAAAAUUCUCACAUUUCCUGAACGUGUCAACACAGCAAACAUAAAAAAGUUACGUCAAAUGAUAAAAAAUGGAACUGAAGUUCAUCCUGGAGCAAAUUAUGUUCAGCAAAAAGGUGGGAACUUUAAGAAAUAUCUCGCUUAUGGGAACCGUGAUAAAGUCGCUCAAGAUUUAAAACUCGGCGACAUCGUUGAGCGACAUUUGGUGGACGGCGACAUUGUUUUGUUCAAUCGACAACCGAGUUUACAUAAACUCAGUAUUAUGUGCCACACAGCGAAGGUUCAACCGCAAAGAACAUUUCGAUUUAAUGAAUGUGUUUGCACACCUUACAAUGCUGAUUUUGAUGGCGAUGAAAUGAAUUUACAUUUACCGCAAACCGAAGAAGCACGAGCUGAAGCUCUAGUUUUGAUGGGGAAUCAAUCGAAUCUUGUAACACCGAGAAAUGGUGAACUUCUCAUUGCGGCAACGCAAGAUUUUAUUACUGGCGGUUAUUUACUGACACAACGUGAUGAAUUCCUGACGAAAGAGAAAGCAAUGCAGUUGGCAACUUGCAUGUUGUCAGGACCAGAUGCAUGUAUGGACAUUGAACUUCCACCGCCAGCAAUUCUCAAGCCACGUCGCUUGUGGACAGGAAAGCAAAUCUUCAGUUUAAUCAUGAAACCAAAUAGCAAAUGUCCAGUGAAUGCAAAUCUUGCAACAAAAGGAAAAAAUUAUACAACAAAUCAAGAUUUAUGUAUUCGUGAUUCUUAUGUCAUUAUCAGAAAUUCCCAACUUUUGUGUGGAUCAAUGGACAAGAGUACAUUAGGAUCGGGAACUAAAAGUUGUAUUUUUUAUGUGAUUUUACGUGAUUUCGGUGAAAAGUUUGCAACAAAAUCAAUGUGGAGAUUGGCAAGAAUGGCGUCGUACUUCAUGAUGAAUCGCGGAUUCUCAUUUGGCAUCAGUGAUGUGACGCCAAGUCGAAAGCUUCUUGAAGAAAAACAGAAACUUCUUGACACUGGGUAUGAGAAAUGCGACGCUUACAUCAUGGAGAUGAAGAAGGGAACUUUGCAAUGUUCACCAGGUUGCACACCGGAACAAACACUCGAAUCAGUGAUGUUGAAAGAGUUGUCAGGCAUUCGUGAAUUAGCAGCUAAAGCUUGCUUCCGUGAACUUCAUCCAACAAACAGCGCACUGAUCAUGGCACAAUCAGGCUCGAAAGGAUCAAACAUCAAUAUUUCUCAAAUGAUUGCUUGUGUCGGUCAACAAGCUAUUAACGGUAAAAGAGUUCCAAAUGGAUUUGAAGAUCGCGCAUUGCCACAUUUUGAGAAGUUUUCAAAACAUCCAGCAGCUCGUGGUUUUGUUCAGAAUUCUUUUUAUUCUGGAUUGACGCCGACUGAAUUUUUCUUCCACACGAUGGCUGGUCGUGAAGGUUUAGUUGACACAGCAGUUAAGACAGCUGAGACGGGUUAUCUCCAACGUCGUUUAGUGAAGUGUCUUGAAGAUCUUGUCGUUCAAUAUGAUGGGACAGUGAGAAAUGCAAUUGGUGAAGUUGUUGAGUUUAUUUACGGGGGGGAUGGCUUGGAUCCAGUGUUUAUGGAAGUUAAGGACCGUCCCGUUGAUAUGGAUCGACAAUUAAUGCAUAUACAAGCAAAUCCACAUCGGAAUGAGAAGAAAAUCGAAGCUUCAUCAAUACGACGAUUAGCUGAAGAAAUUUUAUCACAAGUUGAAUAUGAAAACAGUCGAAGCGACUUUAAAAAUGAAUGUUUAAAUUAUUUUGAUAAAGUUUCGAAAAGAAUCGAUAAAAGUCAGAAGAAGUAUCAAAGAUUUGGAAAAAUAAAUGAAGAAAUCGAAAGAAUAACGCCGGGGCAUGUUGAAGAAUUCUUGAAAGAAGUUAAUCAAAAAUACAAUCGAGCAAUAACAGAACCGGGAACAGCUGUUGGAGCUUUAGCAGCGCAAUCAAUUGGUGAACCGGGGACACAAAUGACAUUGAAAACCUUCCAUUUUGCUGGUGUUGCGUCGAUGAACAUCACACAAGGAGUUCCACGUAUUGUUGAGAUUAUCAAUGCAACAAAAUCAAUAUCAACGCCAAUUAUCACAGCUGAAAUUGAAGACAACACUUCAAUGGAGUUUGCAAGAAAAGUUAAAGCAAGAAUUGAGAAGACAACGCUUGGAGAGGUUACAUCAUUCCUGGAAGAAGUUUAUCGAAAUGACGAAUGUUUCCUGUUAAUUAAACUUGACUUGGAUCGCAUUCGUGUGCUUGGAUUGGAAGUGAAUAUUGAUACAAUUCGUUAUUCAUUGUGCACAUCAAAGCUUCGAUUAAAGCCAAAUCAAGUUGAGAUUCAUGGAUCGUCGAUGAUUGUGAUUGAACCUGAUCGUCAAAAAUAUGGCAACAUGAUGAAUGUUGAGCUUCAAAGAUUAACGACGUUAGUGCCAAAAGUUGUCAUUGCUGGAAUUCCGAAUGUGUCACGUGCUGUUAUAGCGAUUGAUGAAGCUCGCAGUCCACCAACUUACAAGUUGUGUGUUGAAGGCGCUGGAUUGAGAAAUGUUAUGUCAACUUAUGGAGUUAUUGGUAAACAAACGAAAAGUAACAACAUUUGGGAAGUUUACAAUACGCUCGGCAUUGAAGCAGCAAGAACGACAAUCAUGUACGAGAUAACAUCUGUGAUGGAAGGGCACGGCAUGAGUGUUGAUCAUCGCCACAUUAUGUUACUUGCUAGUCAAAUGACAAGUCGCGGAGAAGUUCUUGGGAUUACGCGACAUGGUUUAGCAAAAAUGCGUGAAUCUGUUUUUAAUUUAGCAUCGUUUGAGAAAACUGCUGAUCACUUAUUCGAUGCUGCUUACUAUGGACAAACUGAUUCAAUUGAUGGAGUUUCGGAACGAAUUAUCUUAGGAAUGCCUGCAUCGAUUGGCACAGGAUUAUUUAAGCUUUUACAUAGACAUGAAGAUAAGCGAGUUGUUCCAGCACCAACACCGAUUUUUGACGCGUUUUAA